CAAAAGAUGAACUUGUCGAAGGAAGAUGCACUUUUUGUUGUCGACUGUUGAAGACGAGCCGAGAUGGUGUCUUGUUCGACUGACCUUCAAUUGUGGGCGCACUCGAGGCCACGGCGAGGCAUCGCCCCCUGGUGGAGCCAAGACCCAAUCGUCGUCUUUAUCACAGAAAACCGACGCCACUUGUUCAUCAGCUGAUGCGCCACAGCCGCGUGUGCGUGUGCGCGUGGACGCGUACUUAAAAUUGAAGGCCGGCGCGCGCUCAUGGUCGCGCCCACCGGUCCUCGUCAUGCCUCCGCUGGAGAGGAGCCAGCAGCUGCACAGCAAACCCUUCAAGCAGAGGAAAAGCUUCGCCACCAGGAAGCAAGAAGUGGCGGGAAUACGCUCAAAAUUCCCCAACAAGAUCCCGGUGAUCAUCGAGCGCUACGAGCGGGAAAAGUUUCUCCCUCCUUUGGACAAAACAAAGUUUCUUGUUCCACAUGAGCUCACCAUGAACCAAUUUGUCACCAUCAUCAGGAACCGCAUGGCGCUGCUGCCCACGCAAGCUUUCUACCUGCUGGUGAACAACAGCGGGCUGGCCAGCAUGACACUGAGCAUGGCUCAGGUCUACGAGGACCACCAGGAUGACGACGGUUUCCUCUACAUGACUUACGCCUCCCAGGAGAUGUUUGGACACAUUUAGCACAGUCGCAACAACCACCCCCCCGCGUGUCAGUGUGUAUACAAAGAACGUUUUGUGUAUUUUAAUAAAUAAAUCUUAUGUAUAUGUCA
Molecule: messenger RNA, 768 nt
Organism: Syngnathus acus (greater pipefish)
Lineage: Eukaryota; Metazoa; Chordata; Actinopteri; Syngnathiformes; Syngnathidae
Gene: map1lc3c
Product: microtubule-associated protein 1 light chain 3 gamma
Exons: 5
Coding region: 26-679 (217 amino acids)
Biological process (GO): cellular response to nitrogen starvation; autophagosome assembly; macroautophagy
Cellular component (GO): cytosol; autophagosome; autophagosome membrane
Molecular function (GO): ubiquitin protein ligase binding
Source: RefSeq, a predicted model, not a curated record